AUGAGGCUUUUCAAUAGUAGUAAUUUCCAUCCGUUGCUGCUUUCUGGUUUCCCUGGUUUUGAAAAUCAUCAUCUUCAGAUCUCCGUCCUUUUCUGUGUCUUAUAUCUAAUUGCCAUUAUGGGUAAUGGCACCAUAUUGGUAGUAAUCUGGGUGGAAAAAUCACUUCAUGAACCGAUGUACCUUUUUCUUUCCAUGUUGUCGGUCAGUGACCUUGGUCUCUGUGCCACCACCUUCCCUACGGUACUGAAACUUUUCUGUUUUGGUGCUCGUGAAAUACACUUCGAUGCUUGCCUUGCCCAAAUGUACUUCAUCCACAUCUUCUCUAUGAUGGAGUCAGGGAUCCUGCUGUCUAUGGCUUUUGACCGCUAUGUGGCCAUAUCCAACCCUCUCAGAUACACUGCCAUCCUAAACAGUGGUACUGUAGUGAAAAUUUCAUCAGGGUUUGUGUUGCGGGCCAUCAUUGUUCUCAUCCCUGCUCCAGUCCUCAUAAAGCAACUCAAAUUCUGUGGAGCCAAUGUACUUUCCCACUCCUACUGUCUGCAUCCAGACAUUAUUAAGCUUUCUUGCUCUGACCACCGAAUUAACAGCUUCUUAGGUCUCACUGUCAUUAUCAUCACAUUUGGCCUUGAUUCUGUGCUCAUCCUGCUCUCCUAUAUGAAAAUCCUCACUAUGGUUCUGAGUAUUGCCUACCAGAAAGAACGUGUCAAGGCCCUCAACACCUGUGUUUCCCAUGUCUGUGCUGUGCUGCUCGUCUACAUCCCCAUGCUGGGAGUGUCUGUCAUUCAUCGCUUUGGGAAGCACGCUCCACCUGCGGUUCACGUCACCAUGGGCUUUGUCUAUCUGUUGGUCCCUCCUGUGCUCAACCCAAUUGUCUACUGCAUCAAGACUCGUGAGAUUCGCACGCACCUUUUGGGUAUUUUCAAAAAAUAUGUAUUAGUAUUUAAAUAUUUUUAG
Molecule: messenger RNA, 954 nt
Organism: Tupaia belangeri chinensis (Chinese tree shrew)
Lineage: Eukaryota; Metazoa; Chordata; Mammalia; Scandentia; Tupaiidae
Product: olfactory receptor 51I2
Exons: 1
Coding region: 1-954 (317 amino acids)
Biological process (GO): G protein-coupled receptor signaling pathway
Cellular component (GO): plasma membrane
Molecular function (GO): G protein-coupled receptor activity; olfactory receptor activity
Source: RefSeq, a predicted model, not a curated record